AUGUCUAACAGAGGCUGCCCACAACUUGCAACGGAGAUCCAACUGGAGAUACUGGAAUUUCUGGCCGAAGACGCUCGUCACGAGGUCGCAGAACGCCAGUAUGACGAUGCAUGGCGCUGCUAUGCUCGACUUCUAUUGCCCGCCAUUCUUGUCAACAGAGAGUGGGCGCUUCGAGGUACCGAUCUUCUCUGGCGCGAGCCGUUCACUCCUGCCUUGGCCAAGAUACGUUCAGACAGGCGACAAAUUUAUGCCGACAAAGUACAGAGUAUCGGACUUUAUCUCUACCGAGCCGAUCACACUGGAUGUGCCGCAGCAUUUGCCAACCUGAAAUUCCCGCGAUUGAAGAGACUGGAGAUCAAUUCUUGCCCGGCAUGGCUCAAGCUCGAUUUACGUCCGUAUCUCAGUUUAAACGUUACCUCCUUUACGAUGGUGGAAUGUCGCCAUCUACCUCGAUCGGUGCUCGAUCUGAUAGCUUUCUGCUGUCCCAAGCUUCGAGAUGUCCAUGUUGACUACGAUCGGGACGACCAAAGAAACGAGCAUUUUCUCAAGUUCUUGCAAAAGUGCCGACAAGUACGCGAGCUUACUUUGGGAUGUGAAAAUGAUCUCAGCCUUCCUGUUGAUGUCCUGGACAAUCUUGUGGCCAGGAAACAGUUAGAAGUAUUCGAUGCUCCACGAAAGUUCGUCUCUCAUCACUCGAUUGCUACCGUCCUUCAGCAAAAUCCACGAAUCAGACCAUUCCGCAAUAUCCGGAACCUCUUCCUGAGCAUCGAGUCGAAAGCACUGACACCAUUACUUUCUGCAGCUGAGUUGCUGAAGGAGCUUCAACUGACCUUGACCGACUCGGAUCAUGAUGUCUUCGGGCCCAUCGGCUGUCUGCCUUGCUUAGAGACCGUCGAUCUCUGUUUCUCUGCGCCCAAACGUCUUGCCAUCCAAGAGUUACAAGCGAUCUCAGGCUUGACACGACUCAAAGAUCUCAGUAUCUACAGGCCCACGAGAGGUCCCUAUCAAGAAGAAGGAACUCUGUUGGUCGCCGAAGCUUGGACCGACGACGUCUUCCGUUCUUGGAUAUGCAGUUAUCCUGAGUUGAGGAAGCUGCAGUUUGGCGUAAGCCCCUUGGCUAGCCAUUGGAUAUCAGAGACAAGACUCAUCGCCGAGAGCUGCCCAAAGUUGACCGAGUUGAUCAUGGACGGUAUACAUGAUAUUGGAGCUUGGAAGGUCUCGUCGCAACCACUAUUUCCACAGCUUCGGGCGCUUGAACUUGGUCAGAUCAAACCUUGGCCUUUCUGCAUGAGCGCUGAAGAGACUGAAGAGCAUGCUACGGGUAUUGCACUGAUGAUCCAUCAACACGCACCAAGGUUGAGGGAGCUGCAUGUUGGGCGAGAUGAUCUCGGAACUGCAAUUGAGCAGGCCUACGACGAGCUGAAAACGGACUUUGCGGUUACAGAUGUUGUGAUGCAUGAUUGUUAG
Aureobasidium pullulans EXF-150 is the source of this 1467-nucleotide messenger RNA. RefSeq lists its product as uncharacterized. The record is from RefSeq and is a predicted model, not a curated record. The transcript is spliced from 2 exons. NCBI's taxonomy places the organism in Eukaryota, Fungi, Ascomycota, Dothideomycetes, Dothideales, Saccotheciaceae. Bases 1 to 1467 code for a protein of 488 amino acids.